Messenger RNA from Protopolystoma xenopodis, 1569 nucleotides. Lineage: Eukaryota; Metazoa; Platyhelminthes; Monogenea; Polystomatidea; Polystomatidae. The record is from the annotation of a GenBank genome assembly.
AUGGCAACGGGCGACCAAAACAGUGUCCCACAUACGCGAAUUCUGGUGGGCCUCCCCGGCAUACCCACCGCACGGGAUGCCGGGUCAUGGCUGCCGGAUUCAUUGAUUUUUAAGCCCCAUCGUCGAGUUGACAUCGUCUGCCCGGCCCACGAACCAAUCAGAUCAGCCGUCUGUCGCCCCUUAUCACCUCGUGACCCGCCAAUCAGAAGUGAGUGCACUUUUGCACCUCUUCGACUGAUUCAUCCAUUCGACAGGCUGGCUUUCUGCCACGCCGGCACAGGCUUCCUGUCGAGGCUGCUCAACCCUUUGGCUCGCUGUUGGGCCACUGCCUCUCGUGUCACCCUGUGCGUAUGGUCUUUCCUCGAGCCAACCUGCCGUUAUGGGGACCGCAUGUCUGCACUUUACUUUUGCCCAUUUGUCCAUGGCCACAAGAUAACAUUGCUGAAGGGUCUUUCAUUUGCCUGGCAGAUAUUGAAGGGCAAAGUUUGUGUGCCCCUCUUCCUCUGCCCCUUCCUCUUCCUCUUUCUUUUCUUCCUUUUUCUCUUCCUUCUUUCCUCUUCCUUUUCCUUUAUCUCUUCCUCUUUCUUUUCUUCUUUUUCUCUUCCUCUUCCUCUUUCUCUUCUUCCUUUUUAUCUUCCUUCUUUCCUCUUCCUUUUACUUUUUAUCUUCCUUUCCUCUUCCUUUUCCUUUAUAUCUUCCUCUUCCUCUUUCUCUUCUUCUUUUUCUCUUCCUCUUUCUCUUCUUCUGCCCCUCUUCUUCCUCUUUCUCUUCUUCAUUUUUCUUUUCCUCGUCCUCUUCGUCUUCGUCUUUCUCUUCGUCUUCCUUCUUUUAUCUCCUUUUCCUUUAUCUCUUCAGCUUCCUCUUUCUCUUCUUCAUCCUCUUUCUCUUGUUCCCUUUUUUCUUUCUCUUCCUUUUUCUUCUUUCUUCUUUUUCCUCUUCCUCUUUUUAUUCUUCAUCCUAUUCCUCCUUGUCUUCUUCCUUUUUCUCUUUCUCUACCUCUUUCUCUCCGUCUUUAUCUUAUUCUUCCUCUUUCUCUUUCUCUUUUUUCUUUUAAUUUUUAUUUUCCUCUUCUCCUUCUUCUUCCUCUUCUUUCCCUUCCUCUUCCUCCUCCUCUUUCUUUUCUCUUUCCUCUUCAGCUUCUUCCUCUUGCUCUUCCUAUUCUGUCUUUUUCUCUUUCUCUUCUUCCUCUUCCUUUUCCUCUUCUUCCUCUUCCUCCUUUCCUCUUUAUUUUCCUUUAUCUCUUUCUCUUCGUUUUCCUUUAUAUCUGUCUCUUCCACUUCCUCCUCUUUUUUUCCUUCCUCUUCCUCUUCUUUAUCUUCCGCGUCCUCUUCCUCUUUCUCUUUUUCUUCCUCUUCUUUCCCUUCCUCUUCUUCUUCUACUUCUUCAUCUUCGUCUUUCUCUUCCUAUACUUUCUUUUUUUCUCUUCCUUUUCCCUAUGUCUCAUUUCUUCUUCCUUAUUCUUAUUUCUUCCUCUUCCCCUUUCUCUUCCUCUUCCCCUUCCUCUUCCUCUUCUUCCCCUAUCUCUUCAUCUUCCUAUUCAUCCUCAUUCUGUUCUUCUUUCUUUUUUAA